Molecule: messenger RNA, 1166 nt
Organism: Sinocyclocheilus grahami
Lineage: Eukaryota; Metazoa; Chordata; Actinopteri; Cypriniformes; Cyprinidae
Product: serine/threonine-protein kinase Sgk1-A-like
Exons: 8
Coding region: 1-747 (248 amino acids)
Biological process (GO): protein phosphorylation
Molecular function (GO): protein serine/threonine kinase activity; ATP binding
Source: RefSeq, a predicted model, not a curated record
AUGCCGUUAUUUUAUCACCUGCAGAGAGAGCGGUGUUUCUCAGAGGCACGAGCUCGCUUCUACACGGCGGAGGUGGCCAGUGCCAUCGGAUACCUUCACUCUCUCAAUAUAGUGUACAGAGAUCUCAAGCCAGAAAACAUUCUAUUAGACCACCAGGGUCAUGUGGUGUUAACAGAUUUUGGCUUGUGUAAAGAAGGCAUAGAACCAGAAGGAACCACCUCAACCUUCUGCGGCACUCCAGAGUAUCUGGCCCCUGAGAUCCUACGGAAAGAGCCGUAUGACCGCACUGUGGACUGGUGGUGUCUCGGAGCUGUGCUCCAUGAGAUGCUUUACAGCUUACCUCCGUUCUACAGCCGGGACGUGUCUGAGAUGUACGACGCGAUCCUGCAUAAACCUCUGCAGCUGGCGCCAGGGAAGUCGGAGGCCUCACGUCACCUGCUCUACGGACUCCUGCAGAAAGACCAGCGUCGCCGGAUAGGAGCCAUUGCUGAUUUUUUGGAGAUUAAAAAUCAUGUGUUCUUUGCCCCCAUUAACUGGGAUGACCUCUACCACAAGCGAAUCACUCCUCCAUAUAACCCAAAUGUGAGAGGCCCAGCAGACCUUCAGCACAUUGACCCAGAGUUCACCAGAGAGAUGGUGCCCAACUCUGUGGGCCGCACUCCAGAUCUCACCCCCAGCCUGGCCACCAGCAGCUCCAACGCCUUCAACGGCUUCUCAUACAUCUCUGGAGAAGACGGCUUCCUCUGAGGCGCCGGCCGAUGAAGGCUUCUCUCACCGUCAGGUCACUGAGCGCUGGAAAAACACUGGACUGCAGUGAGGGCAAACGCACCUGUCGGAUGACGGGUUUUAAGAUGUUGUGCUCAUUUUGCAUUCAUCAUAAGAUAUCUCAUCAGUAUGUUCGCUGUGUAAGACUAAAGGACAUUGCGGGAAAUGGAUUUACUGAUUGCACCACUUGCAAAGCAGCUAUAGUAGCAACAUCUGUAAAAGUCUAGAUUUCUGCUCUUGCUCGUCUUUUGGGGAUCGUGGAUCUGCGUGCCUUACUCUUGGCCACAUCCUCAUCUAACGUUCUUCAUCUGAUUACUGAAAAGCAUGGAAAAUUACACCUUUGCUUUGUAACGUUUUGUGCAAAACGUUCCGUAAGAGCAUUUCUUCUGUUAUUAAAAAUG